Ambispora leptoticha is the source of this 957-nucleotide messenger RNA. The record is from the annotation of a GenBank genome assembly. Lineage: Eukaryota; Fungi; Glomeromycota; Glomeromycetes; Archaeosporales; Ambisporaceae.
GGGGAUGAAGGUAGAGAAAACAACGAACAGUUUUCUAUAUUGUUGGAACAACUCAUUAAGCGUAUAGCAAAUAAACUUCCGGAUCCGCAAAAAUCAGCAAAUCAAUUGUCUAAUUUUACAAAAAUCGGUGACCCACAGCUAUAUAAAUUAAUAAAAGAUUGCAUGGACUCUCAAUCUGAUUACAAGACAGUCAAAAAAUCUCAGAAAGAAGCAUUAAAGAAAAUAGAACAAGUUUCAUCUUCUCUAUACGAGACCUUUUUAAUUAUAUUACGUCGAAUCAGCUUGACUAUAAUCAACAAAGAUCUUAUUCCAUUGCUUAUGCAUAAAAUGAACACAAUAAUGUCUAUUGACUCGAUAAGUCAAACCAACGAGAACAAGUCAACGAAUGAAAAUAAUGAUAAAGAUUCAGUAAGCCAAAAUAAUAAUAGCGAAUCAACAAGUCAGAACAAUAAAAAUAAUGAGAACGAGUCUAUAAAUCAACAAAAUAGUAAUAUGGUAAAAGCUGCCCAUGAUUUAUUAAAGGAAAUAUCGCUGCGUUUCCCAGCGCUGUAUAGAUCUCAUAUCGGUGAACUUACACAAUUACUUGCAGAAGAUGCUAACGAAUUGCUUAUCGAAGAUAGCCUGGAGGCACUUUCCCAGUUCUCAAAGAAAUAUCCAAAUGAAACACCACAAGAUAGCAUAUGCAAACGACGUUUAAUUAAAUAUGCGCUUGAAGGAUCACAGCAACAAGCCAAAUAUGCUGCAAUUGUUUUGGGUCAAAUGCACGACAAAUACCAAAUAUUUACGGGCUUAUUACGGAAAAUUGUUCCGAAUCUUUCACACGACUCUCCAAAUCUUCUAAGUCACCUUUCGGUAUUAAGUGAAUUAGCACUUUACUCUUCGUCAAAAUACGAAGAAGAAAGCGAGGCUAUUACGGAAUUUAUAAUUAAAGAAUUAAUUUAUACAAAUAGAUAUCAG